Molecule: messenger RNA, 1718 nt
Organism: Mandrillus leucophaeus (drill)
Lineage: Eukaryota; Metazoa; Chordata; Mammalia; Primates; Cercopithecidae
Gene: OTUD6A
Product: OTU deubiquitinase 6A
Exons: 1
Coding region: 61-927 (288 amino acids)
Biological process (GO): protein K29-linked deubiquitination; protein K11-linked deubiquitination; protein K33-linked deubiquitination
Molecular function (GO): cysteine-type deubiquitinase activity
Source: RefSeq, a predicted model, not a curated record
CUGGUCUGUUUGGUACUUGAACUGUCAGCAUAUUUGAACUCCCGCUUGCCAUUCAACAUCAUGGAUGAUCCGAAGAGUGAACAGCAGCGCAUACUGCGCCGCCACCAACGCGAGAAGAAGGAGCUGCAGGCCCAGAUCCAGAGCUUAAAAAACUCGGUCCCCAAGACCGAUAAGAAGAAAAGAAAGCAGUUGCUCCAAGACGUGGCCCGCAUGGAGGCCGAGAUGGCGCAGAAGCACCGGCAGGAGCUGGAGAAGUUCCAGGACGACCGUAGCGUUGAAUCUGUCGUCGAAGACCUGGCCAAGAUGGAUCUGGAAAACCGGCCUCCCCGCCCCUCCAAAGCCCAGAGAAAGCGAGAAAGAAUGGAGUCCCAGGAGAGGGAGCGCCAGGAGAGCAUCUUCCAGGCCGAGAUGUCUGAGCACCUGGCCGGCUUCAGGCGCGAGGAGGAGGAGAAGCUCGCCGACAUCCUGGGAGCCAGAGGUCUGGAGAUGAAGGAGAUCCCGGCCGACGGCCACUGCAUGUACCGCGCCAUCCAAGACCAGCUGGUGUUCAGCGUGUCGGUGGAGAUGCUGCGCUGCCGCACCGCCAGCUACAUGCAGAAGCACGUCGACGAGUUCCUGCCCUUCUUCAGCAACCCGGAGACCGGCGACCCCCUCGGCUACGACGACUUCAUGAUCUACUGCGACAACAUCGUGCGCACCGCGGCAUGGGGAGGCCAGCUGGAGCUGAGGGCCCUGUCGCACGUCCUGAAGACCCCCAUCGAGGUGAUCCAGGCCAACUCGCCCACCUUGGUCAUCGGGGAGGAGUACGUCAAGAAGCCGAUCAUCCUGGUCUACCUGCACUACGCCUACAGCCUCGGCGAGCACUACAACUCCGUGAGACCGCUCGAGGCCGGCGCCGCCGGGGGCGCGCUCCCGCGUCUCCGGUAGGCCCCGAGGCACCCAGCGGCCCCGCGGAAGCGUUUCCUUCGCCGCAUCUCCUCAGUAGGCUCAGUUUAUUUUCCCCCUUUGCUUUUCUCAGUUGUUUUUUUUUUUUUUUCCUUCCUUUUGAUCAUAACUAUCCCCCCUGCCCCGCCCCCGCUUUCCUAACCUUGCUGCUUUCACGGGGUGGGAAAUGAAAUUCGAGGGAAAUUCCCUGGAAAUAUGAGGGAAAUCUCUGCAUUGAAACCACCAGAGGGGCAUACGUUUGAUAAGUGCUAACCUCUUCUUGCCCAUAAGGGUCUUUACCUCCCUCACCGACUAAGAUUUGGUCAUGUUGUGCAUAACUUAACGAUAAAAAUGGAAAUGUUGGCCGGGCGCGGUGGCUCACGCCUGUAAUCCCAGCACUUUGGGAGGCGGAGGUGGGCGGAUCACGAGGUUAGGGGUUCGAGACCAGCCUGACCAACAUGGUGGAACCCCGUCUCUACAAAAAUACAACAAUUAGCCGGGCGUGGUGGCGGGCGCCUGUAAUCCCAGCUACUCGGGAGGCUGAGGCAGGAGAAUCGCUUGAUGGGAAGCGGAGGUUGCAGUGAGCCGAGAUCGUGCCUUUGCACUCCAGCGUGGAAGACAGUGAGACUCCGUCUCAAAAAAAAUAAAAAAUUAGCCGGGCGUGGUGGCGGACGCCUGUAAUCCCAGCUACUUGGGAGGCUGAGGCAGGAGAAUCAAUUGAACCUGGGAGGCGGAGGUUGCAGUGAGCCGAGAUCGUGCCUUUGCACUCCAGCGUGGAAGACAGAGCGAGACUC